AUGUCCACAUCUAUAUUCCGUUUCGCGAAAAACAUAUAUAAAAGUGGGUUCAAAAGAGCAGCAUGGCAAUUACAAGUACAUAAUGAUGUAAAAAGUGGUUGGUUAGUAGGUACAGAUGAUUUUGGUAAUAAAUUUUAUGAAACUGAUUCACCAGAAGAAAUCCAUUUAAGAACAAGAUGGGUAGAAUAUAGUAGUUGGCAUCCAGAUAUGUCUCAAGUUGAACCAGGUUGGCAUUAUUGGUUAGGGUAUGGUACAAAUACUCCUCCAAAUACUUUACAAGGUUCUGAAAAAACUGUUAGAGCUUAUCCAUUACCUGCAAGACAUAAACCUAAUUUAACUAAUACUCCUGGAGCUUAUGUAUGUUAUAAUACUGCUAAACCUAAAUGUGAAGCUUGGACUCCUGAAGUAAAGGAAAGAGUAUAG
This is a messenger RNA of Lodderomyces jiufengensis, 423 nucleotides long. RefSeq lists its product as uncharacterized. The transcript has a single exon. Gene Ontology annotation, cellular component: membrane. Bases 1 to 423 code for a protein of 140 amino acids. Gene Ontology annotation, biological process: mitochondrial respiratory chain complex I assembly; response to oxidative stress. The record is from RefSeq and is a predicted model, not a curated record. NCBI's taxonomy places the organism in Eukaryota, Fungi, Ascomycota, Pichiomycetes, Serinales, Debaryomycetaceae.